Messenger RNA from Silurus meridionalis, 2290 nucleotides. RefSeq names its product histone-lysine N-methyltransferase PRDM9-like. Gene Ontology annotation, molecular function: protein binding; histone methyltransferase activity. The coding region runs from base 211 to 1920 and encodes 569 amino acids. The transcript is spliced from 8 exons. NCBI's taxonomy places the organism in Eukaryota, Metazoa, Chordata, Actinopteri, Siluriformes, Siluridae. The record is from RefSeq and is a predicted model, not a curated record.
GAGAAGAAGACGAGAUGGUUUCCUGAUUAAACAGCUGAGUGAGCUGAUCAUCUCUACAGCAGAGUAUUUGGAAUGGUGCAGGCUGAUCAGGUAAAAGAGAAAAGCUGGAUUUGGUUUGGAUUUGAUCUGGAUUUAAUCUGCUUUCAAGCCUGAGGUCAGUUACACAUGAACUGGUAGGGGCUCCGUUUCAGACUGCCGGGACGGUUUGAAAUGGAUGCUAGACUGUGCUCAGUGAGGGAAGUGGCACAGAUUUCAGCUGCUCAACACUUACAGCUUACUGAAGAUGUGCACACUGAUGCUUUCGGAUUAACCAUCAUCACUGUGGAUGACCAGGAUGGAGAUUUCCUGAAAAAUCCUUUAAAACAAGAAGAGUCUGGUGAUGAAGACUUUCUCUAUUGUGGCAUUUCAGAUGAGGGCACAUUGAACUCUCCGAGCUGUGGAGGAUUCCAGAUUUUUAAAAAGGAAGAUCCUGAGGAUGAUGAAUAUCUCUACUGUGAGGAUUGUGGAUCUUUCUUCAUCAACAAGUGUGAGAUUCACGGUCCAGCUCUCUUUAUCCCUGAUACCCCUGUUCCUCUGGGAGUUCCUGACCGAGCCAGGCAAACACUUCCACCUGACCUAGUGGUCCAGGAGUCCAGUAUUUCUGAUGCAGGCCUGGGAGUGUUUAAUAUGGGAGAGACCAUUCCAGUCGGUGCACACUUCGGCCCUUAUCAGGGAGACGUAGUAGACUGUGAGGAAGCUAUGAACAGUGGCUACUCCUGGGUGAUCUACAGGGAGGGGCAGUGUGAACAGUACAUUGACGGUAGGAGAGAGAUGCAUGCUAACUGGAUGAGGUUUGUGAAUUGUUUGUGUGAUACCGCAGAGCAAAACCUUGUGGCAUCUCAGUAUCAUGGUGGAAUCUUUUAUCGUUGCUGUCGACCAAUUAGCCCAGGAGAGGAGCUGGUGGUGGGGUACACAGAAGAGUAUACCAAAAAUCUCAGCAAUGCAUUUGACUACAUCUGGAAGAAAAAGUGUUCUGCAAAUGAAAUGCAAAAUGACACAAACCAGACUAUUUACGGACAAGAAAAGGCUCAUCAGUGCUUACAGUGUGGUGAGCGAUUUACUGAGAGAAGUACUCUUGUCAAACAUAAACGAAUCCACUCCAAGGAGAAGGCAUAUCACUGCUAUGAGUGUGCAAGUAGUUUUUCCCAGCUGAGCACUCUCCAACAGCAUCAGCGCAUCCACACCGGAGAGAAACCAUAUCAGUGCUCAAACUGCGGAGACCAGUUUUCCAACCAGAGUAAUCUCCAACGACACCAACGCGUCCACACCGGAGAGAAACCGUAUAGCUGCUCAGUGUGUGGGACGAAUUUUACACAACGGAGUACUCUUCAGCGACACCAGCGCAUCCACACCGGAGAGAAACCGUAUCUGUGUUCAAACUGCGGAGACAAAUUUUCGAACCUGAGUAAUCUCCAACGACACCAGCGCGUCCACACUGGAGAGAAACCAUAUAACUGCUUGAUGUGCGGGAAGAAUUUUACCCAACGGAGUACUCUCCAGCGUCACGAGCGCAUCCACACCGGAGAGAAACCGUACCAAUGUUCUUACUGUGUGGAGCGAUUUACUCACCAGAGCCUGCUCCAGUCACACCAACGCCUUCACACUGGAGAAAAGCCAUAUCGCUGUCCGUUGUGUGGAAAAUGUUUUACCGAGAGAGGUGCCCUCAGGAAACACCAGCGGGUUCACACGGGAGAGAAGCCGUAUCACUGUCCAGAGUGCGGGAAAAACUUUACUGAGAAAUGCGCUCUCAAGAAGCACCAGCGCAUUCACACAGGAGAGAAACCAUAUUACUGCACACAGUGUGGACGAAGCUUCGCUUUUUCAAGUUCUUUUAGUACACACAAGUGCACUAACUCAGAACUGUCAGUUUGCAACACAUAGCAUUUUGUCAGUUUAUACGAAUGUUAUAUUUUGACUUCAUGUUAUUUGGACAAUUUACCUGACAAUUUUCAUCUCCUAUCACACACUACCAUUUCCUUGAUAUCUGACAUAAAGCUCCAAAAACACGAUUUGUGUUGCAACAAACAAAUUGAACGUAUUUCCUUUUACUGUGUAUUUAACCUAACUUAAGGGUGGUCAAAAACCCGUUAUAAUUCCAUUUUUUUAUGAUGCAAAUAAUGAAUGUUUUUUUUAUUCUGUAUGUUUGUCCCUAUGAAUUGUCUGUUACUGUAACCUGUAUGAUCUGUAUGUCUAAUAACCACACUGUGCAUGGAAAGUUCUUGUAUGAACUGAGUAAAAAGAAGAUCCCUUU